Messenger RNA from Lathyrus oleraceus (garden pea), 522 nucleotides. RefSeq lists its product as uncharacterized. The coding region runs from base 1 to 522 and encodes 173 amino acids. The transcript has a single exon. NCBI's taxonomy places the organism in Eukaryota, Viridiplantae, Streptophyta, Magnoliopsida, Fabales, Fabaceae. The record is from RefSeq and is a predicted model, not a curated record.
AUGGCUACCAUAUUGCCGCCGACAGAUUUGGAAAGCACCCAGUUAGGAUAUGCUAACAAAGAAGAGUUUGAAGUACUGACCAUUGAUACCUUAAUGGAUACAGAUUGGAGGAAUCCAAUUGUUAAUUAUCUCAAGGACCCUUCAAUAGAUACAGAAAGAAAAACCAAGUACAGGGCUUUAUCUUAUGUUUUGAUGGGGAAUGAAUUAUUCAAGAAAACCCCUGAAGGGAUCCUGUUGAAAUGUUUAGGAGAAAACGAGGCGUACUUAGCAUUAUCUAGUGUACAUAGUGGAGUCUGUGGAGCACACCAGGCAGGCCAUAAGAUGAAAUGGUUGCUUUUCAGAUAUGGAAUGUAUUGGCCCACCAUGUUAAAAGAUUGUAUAGAGUUUGCUAAGGGUUUCCAAGUAUGUCAAGUACAUGCAGGAAUUCAACAUGCUCCUGCAAGUGAGCUUCAUGCAAUUAUCAAGCCUUGGCCUUUCAGAGGUUGGGCAUUAGAUCUAAUUGGGGAAAUUCGAUCUACUUAA